AUGAUUGCCACUUCAAUAUCUCUGCUCCAGCACGUGUGUUCCGUGCCAAUCGCACGUGCCAUGCGACCUCGUUCCCUCACCAUCGUAUCUUCUCUCAGCCUCUCCACCACCACCUCUUCCUCCUCCACUCCAUCACGUGCCUCUCACGUGGACCCUCACGUACUUCUCGGCAUGUCUGAGCCCGAGCUUCAGCAACUCGCCGUCGACCUCGGCCAGCAAAGCUAUAGAGGAAAGCAGCUCCAUCAUCUCAUAUACCAGAGAAAAGUAAAAGAAAUCCAUGAUUUUAGUCAAUUGCCUCAGGUAUUUAGAAAUGCUCUUCAAGAAGCUGGAUGGAAAGUCGGCCGGUCAUCAAUCUUUGGUACCGUAACUGCAGCUGAUGGCACGGUCAAGUUACUGAUAAAACUGGAAGAUAACAGAUUGAUUGAAACUGUUGGUAUUCCUGUUGGAGAUGAGAAAGGUUCAAUGCGGCUUACUGCCUGUGUCUCGUCUCAGGUAGGUUGUCCUCUGCGCUGCUCAUUUUGUGCCACUGGAAAGGGUGGCUUUUCAAGGAAUCUUCAAAGGCAUGAAAUUGUUGAGCAGGUUUUGGCUAUUGAGGAGAUCUUCAAGCGCAGGGUGACAAAUGUAGUGUUCAUGGGAAUGGGUGAACCAAUGUUGAACUUGAAGUCAGUUCUUGAAGCACACCGAUGCUUGAAUAAGGAUGUACAAAUUGGGCAAAGAAUGAUCACAAUAUCAACUGUGGGGGUUCCGAACACAAUUAAAAAGCUGGCUUCUCAUAAACUUCAGUCAACAUUGGCUCUCAGCUUACAUGCUCCAAACCAGAAACUUAGAGAAACAAUUGUUCCAAGUGCGAAAUCUUACCCUCUAGAAGCAAUUAUGAAAGAUUGCAAGGAGUACUUCCUUGAAACCAGUCGACGAGUAUCCUUUGAGUAUGCACUUUUAGCUGGGGUUAACGAUAGAGUAGAGCAUGCAAUAGAGCUUGCUGAGCUACUUCAUCAGUGGGGACGCGGUCAUCAUGUGAAUCUCAUACCAUUCAAUCCAAUUGAAGGUUCUGAUUUUAAGCGUCCCCACAAAAAGGCGGUACAAGCCUUUGCAGCUGCUCUAGAAACUCGUAAAAUAGCUGUAAGCGUUCGCCAAACAAGGGGCCUGGAUGCAAGCGCUGCUUGUGCUUGCAAUCUCAACCAGAGAAUGUUGCAGUUGCAUGCUGAUGCCACAAGAUCUCUGACUCUCUGGGCUGCAGAAGUCAAAGUUCGUUUCAUACAUGAUGCAAAAAAUGAGGGUUCAAUGAAUGGACUCAUUUUGCUGAUUUUGGGUUGUUGUAUAAUGAGGAGAUAUAGUCCCCCAUACUACAGUCCUCCGAGGAGAGGAUACGGAGGGCGAGGAAGAAGCCCGCCAAGAAGAGGAUAUGGAGGAGGAGGUGGUGGUGGGUAUGGGAGGCGCAAGGAGCAAAAUAGUGGAAGCCUUUUGGUUCGGAACAUUCCUCUUGAUUGCAGACCAGAAGAACUUCGAGGACCAUUUGAGAGGUUUGGAGUUGUAAGAGAUGUCUAUAUCCCUAAGGACUAUUACACAGGGGAACCUCGUGGGUUUGCAUUUGUGCAGUUUGUUGAUCCAUAUGAAGCUAUGGAAGCUCAGCAUCGUAUGAAUGGGCAGAUAUUUGCUGGGAGGCAGAUAUCUGUGGUGUUAGCAGCAGAGACAAGAAAAAGACCUGAGGAGAUGCGCCACAGAGCUAGGGUUAGAGGACCAUCAGGUUAUGGAGGACGAUCAUCCUAUUAUGGACGUUCUCAUUCUCGUUCAUUAUCCCGGUCCCCUCGCCAUUAUCCUGGUUCUAGGUCUCGAUACCGCUCGAGGUCAUACUCUCCUGUCCUGAGAAGGCGAGAUUACUCUGCUUCCCCAGAUAGAAGGCAUGCAGACCAUCCAAGAUCUUCUAGAGGUCCUCCGCCAGAGCGAGAUGGUGACCACAGCCGCAGGUCGUAUUCUCCAGGUUAUGGCCAUGGCGAUGAUCUUGAUGAAAACGGCAAUGUGUUUGGCGAGAAAUCGGCAUAUGAUUUUGAGGAAGCACGAGCUUGGAGGCCAUCACUUGGUAGAGCAUCAAGGUCACCUUCUGGCUCAAGAUCUAGGCUUGUUGAUAAGUUCUAUGGCAGACAGGAAACGAGUUUGAUGACCAGAAAAGUCUAUGCUUUCUCAUGCCAUGAAGGCAGCCGUCAUGAAGAACUCCCAGAGAGAAACAAGGAGAUGGCCGUUGGAAUAUUGGAAGUGAAGCUGGUGAAGGCAAAAGGCCUUGGAAACCCAGAUUUCUUUGGGUUAUCAUGUUACUGCCCUUCUACGACUAAUAUGGACCCAUAUGUUCUAGUACAAUACAAAAGCCAAGAGCGCAAGAGCAAGGUAGCUAGAGGUCAAGGCGGGAGACCGGUCUGGAAUGAGAGACUCACAUUCAAGGUAGAUUAUCCAGGUCAAGGUGGCAACUAUAAGAUCAUUCUUAAAGUCAUGGACAGGGACACCCUCUCUGCUGAUGACUUUGUCGGCGAAGCCACGAUCUACGUGAAAGAUUUGUUGGCAUUAGGAGUGGAGAAAGGGACUGCUGAAAUGCAAACUCAGAGGUAUAGGGUGGUUAAUGCUCACAAAUCAUAUCGUGGAGAGAUUCAAGUUGGUGUCACUUUUACCCUCAAGGCAGGAGAGGAAGAUGCUGGAGAAAAGUAUGGUGGAUGGGAGCAAAGCUCUGUUUAG
Messenger RNA from Dovyalis caffra, 2721 nucleotides. The record is from the annotation of a GenBank genome assembly. NCBI's taxonomy places the organism in Eukaryota, Viridiplantae, Streptophyta, Magnoliopsida, Malpighiales, Salicaceae.